CAUAGUUAUCUCUCGCCCAACGAAACAGCUACCCAAGUUGUCCUCGCCGGCUGCCGUCAAGAAUUGCAGUGGGUUUACGUCGCCUCACGCGGCUUAAGUCGGACUCAAUCUCUUCCCCAGAAAACCGCUACUGAUUAUCCCCGUUUGGACCUGAUUACGCAACAACGGCGGGGAUUAUUCUCAACACCGGCUCAACUCUGCUUCAUAACGACCUGCAACUCAGCUCGCCCGCGACAGCUAACGAAACAAGCUUUGAUUAUGCUUUAAUUGGGG
Messenger RNA from Linum tenue, 273 nucleotides. Lineage: Eukaryota; Viridiplantae; Streptophyta; Magnoliopsida; Malpighiales; Linaceae. The record is from the annotation of a GenBank genome assembly.